AUGGCGAGUCAAACCCAGUUUCAGCUAUUUCCUCAAGUGCAACCGCAAAACAGGCCCAAUGGCAAUCCGUUCAGAAAGGGCCAUCGCCGACGAGCUACGAAGUCCCCAGUUGUCUCUCCGGUCGUCCCACCCAUCUUAGACGUUGACAAAACAUCUGCUCAAACGGAGGCAGUCAUCCUUCAAAUUAUCGAGGACACAAAUAAAACUCCUCUGGCACCUCCUCCGCCUACUCAUAUUGCAAGAUCACCUUCACCUUCGGCCACUGCCAAACCAAGGGAGGAGGCGAAAGCGUUUGGGUCUCCACAGAGAUCUGGCAAUGGCAAAUCUCCUUCCACUCAGUCUUUUGCACCGGAAUCUAUCCGAUCCGGAUCUCCGGUUCAAAUCGAGGUGACCUUGGGCUCUCCGUCAAAAUCAGCUACCUCGCCGGUAGUACCUAUGCGAUCGAUAUUUCCUAAGUACAAUCCCAAUGUGCCUUUAAAUCAGCAGCAUUACUAUCCGCGACGCUCGACUCCUUAUGAUCAUCCACGAGAAGUUGUAUCGAGAUGUGACUACAGCCCAAGUUUAACAUCUCCUCAAUCCGCUAUCCCUCACACGAAGCGAGAGUCUACUCAACUUGCAAUAGCUUCAAAACUUUCGUCAACAGAGCAACUCACACGUCUAUGGGAGGCCGCAAAUGGAUCAGGACCGCAACCCGAUCUUGGGACCUUCCAUCUGCGUAUUUCCAGGAUUGACCAUCUAACAUUUGCUUUUGGAAACCAUUCCACGUCACUAUAUAGCUUUAAAAUUAACGCUAUUGGUGACGUUGAAAUUCAAAGGUCCCAUCCAACUAUGGAUUAUACCAAAUCACCCAUCAUUACACUCAAUAAUGCGGAUAUUAAUCAAGUUAAGGGGACCAGCUACAUCACGAUUGUUUUCCCCAUGUUGGCAGAGAUCCUAGCUAGAGAUCAAGCCUUGAGCUUGUCAAGGCAGCAUCAAUUAGCACCAACAGAUGCGAUGGAAGUAGAGGAUGACGCUGUUAGACGGGCCCAAGAACAGGAGUCUUGCAUCCUAGAAUGGAACGGCGCUCACUGCCGAUACAACGUCCACCAUCAGGCCUUGUUUAAUGCCCCGAGUGACGAUCUAUCGAAUAAAGCUGAACGUUCGGGAUCCCCCACCACUAAAACACGAGGUCAAAUAUUGCAUCUUACGGUUUCCUCCAAUACAACAGAUAGCGCAAUUCUAGGUCAUCCUCCAUCGAUUCUCAUUACAGUCCCAGGCAAAGACUCUUCCAAAGACACUCCAUUGGCAGCGUUGGACCUUGAGACAAUGAUGCUAUCAAUUUCAGCUGGUGUCAUAUCCUCUAUUGUUCCAGCCUUAUACUGCAUAGAUACGUUAGUUGCCUCAAUCUUCAUAAUUGCAGCCACCGACCAAUCUACUAGAGCCAUUCUAGCGGACAUGGGAAUCGAACCCCCCGAGGCCAAUGGGGAAUUCCACGAUCCUUAUCUCAUCACCCCCCCGCCUUCUGGGAAAACACCGGCAGUUAUUGCUUCGCAACCACGUUUUAAUGGCCCGCUAAUAGCAACGCAAGCAGAGCGUGAGGAGGCAGAGCAAGAAUCCGAGCUAAUGUCUCAAAUUCGCUCUUCUCCCAAAAGCAAACCAAUUUUUCCGUUUUGGAGAAGAUCACAAACAUCCUUACAAGUGAAGGUCAAAACGAAAAAGCGAAAGCAGAUUCCAGUGGUGAUUGAAGAAGUGGACCUAGAAAACUAUGGACGCUACAGCAGCGGAUCUAGCGAGGGGGAAAAGCUCCCCGCCCUCACGAGAUCCGUGCUAAAGCUAAUAUUCUGGGGAUUCAGAGCUGUUAUCUGGGGACUGACUGUUGCUGUGAAGUUCAUAGCAUGGCUGUUGAUUAGCAUGACGAAGUGUUUUACCAGCGAUAAAUUUUAG
Messenger RNA from Paracoccidioides brasiliensis Pb18, 1923 nucleotides. RefSeq lists its product as uncharacterized. The record is from RefSeq and is a predicted model, not a curated record. Bases 1 to 1923 code for a protein of 640 amino acids. The transcript is spliced from 2 exons.